Melopsittacus undulatus (budgerigar) is the source of this 3065-nucleotide messenger RNA. It is a transcript of the gene CRYL1, whose product is annotated as crystallin lambda 1. Lineage: Eukaryota; Metazoa; Chordata; Aves; Psittaciformes; Psittaculidae. The record is from RefSeq and is a predicted model, not a curated record. The transcript is spliced from 8 exons. The coding region runs from base 118 to 1068 and encodes 316 amino acids. Gene Ontology annotation, molecular function: NAD+ binding; L-gulonate 3-dehydrogenase activity. Gene Ontology annotation, biological process: fatty acid metabolic process.
CCAAUGGGGGCGGCUGUGACAUGGCGGGAGCCGUGUGUGGGGGUGGGCGCGCGCGCAGUGAGGCAGCUCUAGUUCCCGUGGUUCUGUGUCGGCCGUGCACCUUCCGGACUCGCAGGCAUGGAGCCCGGCCAAGUUGCGAUCAUCGGCAGUGGACUUAUUGGUCGCAGCUGGGCCAUGGUGUUUGCUGCUGGAGGCUUCAAGGUGAAACUUUAUGAUGUUGCACAACAGCAGCUAACAAGUGCACUGGAAAUUAUUCGCAAACAAAUGAAAGACCUGGAGGAGUCGGGAUUCCUGAAAGGAUCUUUGAGUGUGGAGCAGCAGUUGGCUCUCAUUAGCGUCUGUACAGACCUGAAGGCAGCAGUAGAGGGUGCUACUUUUAUUCAGGAAUGUACUCCGGAAAACUUGGAACUGAAAAAGAAGAUUUUCAGUCAGUUAGAUCUUAUUGUUGGUGACAGUGCUAUUUUGAGCAGUUCAACCUCUUGUCUCUUACCCAGCAAAUUAUUCACUGGCCUUAAACAUGUUAAGCAGUGUAUUGUGUCACAUCCUGUAAAUCCACCUUAUUAUGUGCCAUUGGUUGAAAUUGUUCCUCAUCCAGAAACAGAUCCUUCUACUACAGAGAGAACAUAUGCCCUGAUGAAGAAAAUUGGUCAAUCUCCUGUCAGACUGAACAGAGAAAUUGAAGGGUUUGCUCUGAAUCGGCUCCAGUAUGCAGUGAUAAGCGAAGCCUGGAGACUUGUGAGUGAAGGAGUAAUAUCUCCUGCUGAUCUAGACCUUGUGAUGUCAGAUGGAUUGGGAAUGCGAUACGCAUUUAUUGGACCUCUGGAAACCAUGCAUCUUAAUGCAGAAGGUAUUUCAAAUUAUUGUGAAAGAUACUGUGAAGGUAUGAGACUUGUUCUGAACACCUUUGGACCAGUUCCAGAAUUUUCAGGUGAAGCUGAACAGAAAAUCAGUCAGGCAAUGUCUGAGAAAAUUCCAGUUAUUCCCAAAGUCCUGGAUGCCAGGAGAAAAUGGCGAGAUGAAUGUCUUGCUGGUCUUUCCAAAUUGAAAAAACAAAUGAAAUCUGACUGAGGUGCACCUUGUCUAACAGGAGAGACCAAACGAAGAGCAGAUCUUCAUUAAAAAAUAGGAAAAUCUUGGUCAUGCAGAAGAGGAGACUGAAUGUGCAACCAAUGAUAUGCACAAAUGUAGAGACCAAUGAAAUAUUUGGUCCAAAUUCAUCAUGAUGUAAUUCAUGAGUAACUGGAAACAGCUACUAUAAAGUUCAGUUAAAAUUUAUCAGAUUACUAUAUAUGCAUUGAUGUGUAAGUAUUAGUAGUUUUAACAAUAUUGAUAUUGUGCAAUGCUGGAACACAAUCAUGUUUUAAAUAAUGCAUUUUUCAGCUUGCUUAGGAAUUCAGCACUUGAACAGUAUUUGCUUAUGCAGGGAUCUGAAAUAGGCAAACAUCAGCUGUUUGUCCCUGAAAAAAGUAAGCCCUUCCCUGCUGGUCACUGCAACAGCGAGGUUAAUUUGUAAAGCACUGACUGUAGAUAGAAGGUUGUACUGAGUAAAGAGUAGAUUCACUGGCCAGUGAGCUGAGAUCUUGGCAGCAGUAAGGGUGACUUCAGCUGGUAUUUGUAGCUGUUCCACUAUGUAGGGAAAAUAAUUGCUCCUCCCUUCCCUCCCUUUGGCACUUCUGUACCUGUAUGAUAAUCUGUGAGUAAAUAAAGCAGAAUUCCCCCUUCAUCCCUUACCCCUGUUUCUGUAAGACUCAGCAGAGAUCCACUUGGUCUUUAAGACCAUGCACUUGGUACCCCAUGACUUCCAUCUUGAGUCAGAUGUUUGAUGCUGACCAGUGGCAUUGCUGCAUAAGUAUGUACCUUCUUUUAAGACUGGUCUAUGAGAAAUAAGAUAUUUUGAUUUAAUAGCUAGUUUGGGAGACAGUAUGGUGUAGUGAAUUGAUGUGUACUUUAUCCCAAGGUACUCCACGACUGUCUUGAGUCAUCUUGGGAUGACUCAAGUUCACCUCUCUGUUGCUAUGUCUGUUUUGUACAUUAUCUGAAGCAAGAACUGCUUCUUUAGCACUCAGCUGUAGUGAAUGGAACAGCUGUAGCAGAAGGAAUCCCAGGUAUCUGCUGUUCUGCUCCCCUGCAGAAGGAAAGGUGCAGCAGCUUAGAUGUAGCAUUCAUGCUUUACUGCUGUCCUUCCUACAGGAGACACAACAUCUCCACAUACAGGGGCACAAUAUACAUACGCAUCGAAGUAGUAAUGUAGUAAUAUCCUCAGUUGCUGCAGUGGUGUGUUUGGUCCACAGUAGGCAGCAUUAUUAUGAAUGUAUGUACCCUGUAAUAUAGUUGGACUUUGAUCUUAGCUGGAACCUUGGGGCAUUAUGCAGAUAGGAAUAAUAACUCAAAACAGUGCAUUUCACCCACAUGCUUAAGUUAUUUACAGAGGGUGCAGCACACAAGUUGCUGAAACUUGCUACCAUUUUGAGCCAAACAGCAGAAAUAUCUGUGCAGACAUAUCAAUACUACUUACUUCUGCUUAGGUUACCAUGAAAGAGAUGUAAGAUAAAUUUUAUUGCUUGACUUAAGUAGUGGGCUAAGAACACAUCUCUCGAUGUGAAGUGUGGGAUGGGAAGCAUAAUGCAGAGGCUGUCCUGUGCUCCUUUAUAAUCAGUGGAGAGAGAGGAAAAUUUGAAAACUCAAUUUAUUUUGUCCUGAUACAGACUUAAAAUUGUCAGGUUUCUUCAUUGCUUUUUAUUGCCACAGCGACUGGCUCAACUUGCAUUCAGACAUCUGAAGUUGUGGAGGUCAGUCCUCAAUCCUGAUGCCUUAUUAAGCAGUAAUAAAUUAAUUAUGGGUCUGAUUUCCUCAUUUUAUGUAUGUUUUAUAUUUCAGACAAAGCCAUCAAAAGUUCCAAUUACUUUUGUCAUUAGAUGUGUUUUCCUAUAUGACAUUGUCAUAACUAAUUAGCUCACAUUGCUUCUGUGUAUUCUGAGAUACUUUAAAACUCAAUCAUGUCAUCAAAUAUUUGCCUCCAUCUUUACUAUUUUCUUAUGAAUAAAAUAUUUUAAUGAGGAAAGCAU